AUGUCUCCCAAGAUCCUCGUUUUCGGCACCGGCAGCCUCGGCGCCGUGUACACAUGGGUGCUCUCGCAAGCCCCGGCCGUCGACGCCUCGGACAUCAUCUGGGGGCGAGAUCUGCGCGUGCGUCCGCGGGUCGCUCGCUCCGUCGCCGAGGCCGUCGAGCAGGCCACGGGCGAGACUUUCGACUACGUCGUCGUCACGGCCAAGGUUUUCCCGACCGUGCCCUCCACGGUGGAGCUCAUCCGGCCCGCCGUUUCGGCCGACGGCCGAACGGCCAUCGUACUGAUACAGAACGGCAUCGGUAUUGAGGACGAGUUCGCUCGACUGUACCCUAAGAAUCCCAUUCUGAGCACCGUUCUUUAUAUGUCGGCUGCACAGACGGCACCGGCCGUGGUCACUCAUCAUCAGCUCGAGCUGCUGCACGUAGGAACCUACCCAGCCGACGCCCCAGCAGCGCACAAAGAAGCCGCAGGCGCCUUCGUAGACCUGAUCAAGGCAGCCGGCGCCACUGCCAAGCUGCACGACGACAUACAGUUCCAGCGCUGGUCGAAGCUGCUCGUGAACGGCAGCUGGAACCCGAUCUGCGCGCUGUCCCGGCUACGCGACCGGCAGUUCCAGGAAUCCAAUGCAGAGGCUACGCGCUUCGUGCGCGACGUCAUGCUUGAGAUUGCGGACGUGGCCCAGGCGUACGGGUACGCCGGCAUCGACGACAAGCUGAUCGAUGUACAGAUGCAGCUAACGUCGUCGCGGGAUCUUCCCGGGGUGCAGCCGUCGAUGAUGGCGGAUGCGAUGGAGGGAAGGACGAUGGAGGUUGAUGCUAUUGUUGGGAAUGCGGUGAGGUUGGCGGCGGAGAAGGGCGUGUCGGUGCCUAUGCUGAGGACGAUAUAUCUCCUUGCUGGAGGGCUCAGUGCGAGUUUCUCGUUGGCGAAGUCGUCAGUCUGCUAG
Molecule: messenger RNA, 942 nt
Organism: Anthostomella pinea
Lineage: Eukaryota; Fungi; Ascomycota; Sordariomycetes; Xylariales; Xylariaceae
Source: the annotation of a GenBank genome assembly